AUGCAUUUUAUGGUGGUUUUGAAAACCAGGCAAGCUUUAUCGAAACCAAUUCUGCUGGAAUCCUUUUCGAAGUGUGCGACCCCCUCUCCCCGAAAUUUCGGAAUGGCAACACCAGAAACAAGAAGACGCCCCAACGUCUUGAUUACGGGCUCACCAGGGACCGGCAAAACGACAUUGGCCUCCCAACUUGCCGAGAGAUUAGGUUUCGAUUUGAUCAGCGUUGGCGAUGAGGUUAAAAAUCAUCACCUAUACUCCGAAUAUGACGAAGAAUAUCAAAGCCAUGUGUUGGAUGAAGAAAAAUUGCUUGAUCAUAUAGAGGGACGGCUUGACAGCGAAUCUGGUGGGACCGUUGUUGAGUACCACGGCUGUGAUUUCUUUCCGGAAAGAUGGUUCGAUUUCGUCAUUGUUCUCCGAUGCGACAACACCCUUCUAUACGACCGUUUAGCCGCAAGAGGAUACCCAGACCGCAAAAUCAGGGAAAACAUUGAAUGCGAGAUUUUCGGUAGUUUGCUACAGGAGGCACAAGAAUCUUAUCCGGAAGAAAGAAUUCACGCUUUGAAGUCAGAGUCGAUAGAAGAGAUGAACAAAAAUCUGGAUCACAUCUCUGAACUCAUCGCCGCAUGGAAGAAU
Molecule: messenger RNA, 630 nt
Organism: Mesorhabditis spiculigera
Lineage: Eukaryota; Metazoa; Nematoda; Chromadorea; Rhabditida; Rhabditidae
Source: the annotation of a GenBank genome assembly